Molecule: messenger RNA, 1886 nt
Organism: Eubalaena glacialis (North Atlantic right whale)
Lineage: Eukaryota; Metazoa; Chordata; Mammalia; Artiodactyla; Balaenidae
Gene: PAOX
Product: polyamine oxidase
Exons: 7
Coding region: 103-1701 (532 amino acids)
Molecular function (GO): polyamine oxidase activity
Source: RefSeq, a predicted model, not a curated record
AACUCCGGCCCCGCCCCGCGUCCCGGGCCAACUUCGUGUCUCUUCCCGGCUUUCCGAGCCUCCGAGCGGCGGGGACGCGCGGGAACUGCCCGGGACGGCGCGAUGCAGUCGAGUGGCCGUCAGGCGGAGACCCCGGGCCGCGGCCCGCGGGUGCUGGUGGUGGGCGGCGGCAUCGCGGGGCUGGGCGCGGCGCAGAGGCUCUGCUACCACCCGGCCUUCCCGCACCUGCGGGUUCUGGAGGCCACGGCCCGCGCCGGUGGCCGCAUCCGCUCGGAGCGCAGCUUCGGUGGUGUGGUGGAGGUGGGCGCUCACUGGAUCCAUGGGCCCUCGCAGGGCAACCCCGUCUUCCAGCUGGCUGCCAAGUACGGGCUGCUGGGGGAGAAGGCAUUGUCGGAGGAGAACCAGCUGAUCGAGACCGGGGGUCACGUGGGCCUGCCCUCUGUGUCCUAUGCCAGCUCCGGGGGAAGUGUGAGCCUUGAGCUGGUGGCGGAGAUGGCCAGACUGUUCUACAGUCUCACAGACCAGACCAGGGAGUUCCUGCACGCGGCUGAGACCCCCGCACCCAGCGUCGGGGAGUACCUCAAGAAGGAGAUCCGCCAGCACAUGGCCGGCUGGACAGAGGAGGAGGAGACGAAGAGGCUCAAGCUGGCCAUCCUGAACAACUUGUUCAACGUGGAGUGCUGUGUGAGCGGCACCCACAGCAUGGACCUGGUGGCCCUCGCACCUUUCGGGGAGUACACUGUGCUGCCAGGGUUGGACUGCACCUUUCCUGGGGGCUACCAAGGACUCACAGACCGCAUCAUGGCCUCCUUGCCCAAGGACGUGAUGGUUUUUAACAAGCCAGUGAAGACCAUUCACUGGAAUGGGUCCUUCGAGGAAGCUUCUGCUCCUGGGGAGACGUUUCCGGUGCUGGUGGAAUGUGAGGAUGGAGGCUGCUUCCCAGCGCAUCACGUGGUCGUCACCGUGCCGUUAGGUUUUCUUAAAGAACGUCUGGACACCUUCUUUGAGCCGCCACUGCCCACCGAGAAGGUGGAAGCGAUCAGGAAAAUAGGCUUUGGGACCAACAAUAAAAUCUUCCUGGAGUUUGAGGAGCCUUUCUGGCAGCCAGACUGCCAGCACAUCCAGGUGGUGUGGAGGGACACGUCGCCCCUGGAGGACGCCGCCCCCAAGUUGCAAGAUGCCUGGUUCAAGAAGCUUAUUGGCUUUUGGGUCCUGCCUUCCUGCGGGGCCAGCCAGGUGCUCUGCGGCUUCAUUGCGGGGCUCGAGUCUGAGUUCAUGGAGACGCUGUCGGACGAGGACGUGCUCCUGUCUCUGACACAGGUGCUCCGCAGGGUGACAGGGAACCCCCGGCUCCCCGCGCCCAGGAGUGUGCUGAGGUCCCGCUGGCACAGUGCCCCGUACACCCGGGGCUCCUACAGCUACGUGGCCGUGGGCAGCUCUGGGGACGACCUGGACCUGCUGGCCCAGCCCCUCCCUGCAGACGGCAGGGGUGCCCAGCUCCAGGUCCUGUUUGCAGGGGAAGCCACACACCGGACGUUUUACUCCACCACGCACGGGGCUCUGCUGUCCGGCUGGAGGGAGGCUGACCGGCUCAUUGCUCUGUGGGAUUCGCAGGCACAGCGGCCUGAGCCCGGCUCUGAGCUCGGCUCUGCUCCCCGGGUUCCCGGGUCCCCAGGAGGCUGGCCCCACCCUUUCCUUUGAUGGGCAAGGUUCAGUCGCGCUUGGGAUUUGGGAUGUUAAUGUCACUGGGGUCAGCUCCCUCCUUUCCCAAGUCGCUGGAGUCCGGCCAGGGCUGAGCUUGAGCUGAGCGCGAAGUCUUCCUGGAGAAGGGAGAGGCGGGAUGCUGCUGCUGAUGCGGUUGGAAGAACAUAAAGUGUGUAAAAGCG